GCCAAGGUCGCAUCCAACCAAUCGACCUGCUCCAUGUUGAAGACAAACGCCUCAGCUUUCGCCUUACUUUUGGGAAGCAUAUUUCUAGUAGCUGUUUCUGCUAAUGAGCUUUCUCGUUGUUGUGCGGGUGGAGCAAGACAUUUCCAGCAGACACAUACCUGUUCAAACAUCAAAUCAGAAGGGUCGAAGGCCACAUGUUUGAGAACGGCAUCGAUUUGUUGCUUGCGUGCAUUGUUGGACUCCGCAUGUGAAGAAGGUACCGAUCUUGCGAGACAGGAUGAAACAUGCCCGUCGAGUAUAAACUUACUGGGCGGAGGAUUACGAAAGGAAUGUUGCGAAUGCUGUCUACUGGCUAACGAACUUUUGGCAAAAAAUCAACCCUGCAUUCCACCUACAGGAUUUUCGGCUGCAUGUUUGAGGGCUUUCUCACGUUGCUGUCAGGGAACAUUCGAAUUCACUCAGACAAUUCCGAUAUCAACUGGUCGACCAAACUUUGCAGUCUCUGAAAACAACGCCGUCUAUCUGGGUGAUCGAUGCGCUCAUUCGAAAUGCGAACAUUUUUGCAAUGAUCGAGGAGGAGAAAGCGUUGAAUGCACGUGCAGACCUGGGUACGAUCUAGGCCCGGAUGGUCAGAGCUGUGUCGACAUUGAUGAAUGUCUUUUGUUGAUGGAUGAUUGCCUGGAAUCUCAACGAUGUCUGAAUCUACCAGGAUCAUUCAAAUGCAUUCGAACACUUUCAUGUGGUACCGGAUACGCCAUGGACUCAGAGACCGAGGAGUGCCUUGACGUGGAUGAAUGCACCCUCGGUGCUCAUGAUUGUGGUCCGCUUUAUCAAUGUCGCAAUACUCAAGGAAGUUAUAGAUGUGAUCUGAAGAAAUGUGCGGAAGGUGAGCUGCAGAACCCAGUGACUGGUGAAUGCACAAGUAUCGAAUGCCCACAGGGAUAUUAUCCAUCCAAUGGAAUGUGCCUUGAUUAUGACGAAUGUGCUGACCCAGAUCGUUGUCUUCCUACAGAGGAAUGUGUGAACACAGUUGGUUCUUUCCGUUGUCAACUAAGGAACAACAUAUGUUCACCCGGUUACGAAUUUAACCCGAACACCGGAUUCUGUGACGAUAUCAAUGAAUGUUCAAACAAGACGAUUUGUGAUGGAUUAUUGUGUAUAAACCUGCUUGGCAGCUAUAAAUGCCGUUGUAAUGCUGGAUACGAAUUUAAUGAAAAGACAAAACGUUGCGAGGAUGUGGACGAAUGUGAGAAGUUUUCGGGCCACGUUUGCGAUUUUUCGGCUGAAUGUGUAAAUACAAUUGGAUCAUUCAUUUGCAAAUGCAACAAGGGAUACAAGUUGGCUGAAGAUGGAAGACGAUGCGAAGAUAUCAACGAAUGUGAAACUGGAGAAGCCGACUGUGAACAGAAAUGUAUCAACAUUCCCGGAUCAUACCAGUGCAUUUGCAAUCGAGGGUAUACAGUCGGAACUGAUGGAAAGACCUGCGUUGAUAUCGACGAAUGCAAACUUUGGGCUGGUGCUGAUAAUGAUUUGUGUAUGGGAGGAUGCAUAAACACCAAAGGCUCAUACCUCUGUAAGUGUCCACCUGGAUACAAAAUUCAACCGGAUGGACGAACAUGUGUGGAUAUCGAUGAAUGUGCCCUGGGCGAAUGUCAGGGACAUGAUCGAAUCUGUGUCAACACUCUUGGUCACUACAAAUGUCAUCAUAUUGUAUGCCCAGAGAAUUAUGUCCACGACAGUAACUAUAAAAACCGUUGUAAUCGUCUUCGUUCGGUUUGCGCUGGUUUGAGUGAUGCUUCGUGUAAAGCUCGUUACCCGGUACAUAUUACUUGGCAGUACAUCGCAAUUCCCAAAGGGAUUGCCAUCACUUCGCAUCGCCCAACGAUCACCCUGUUCACCAUCAAAGGCCCUGCUCACAAUGACUCAAUCGUCCAGUUCGAGCUCAAUCUUAAACGGGCUAUUCCGGAAUCACCAGCUGUACUUUUGGCAAUCCGCCAGAACUUUCUCCUACAAAAAGGACGAGAUCGAAAUUCAGCAGUGAUCGCUGUUCGAGAUACAUUGGAUGGACCGCAAACCAUUGAACUGGAGCUUAUUCUGAGGCUCACGAAGAGAUCCCAGUUCACCGGGAAAUAUAUUGCCAAUUUGAUAGAUGGAUACUCCUGUCUGAAAUCUUGUAAACAAGGCGAUGCUGCAUGUCUUGGAAAUCAUACUGAAGAAAUCCUGUACCAAUUUCGAGCUCUUCCCUCUACGAAAUCGAUCAACAACCCAAUUGAGGUAUCCCGGAUUCGAACGCUUCUGGAAGUACCGUUCUCUGUCUCAUAUUACAUGGAUAGGGUCGGCCGACGUCAUUUCACUGUUGAGCAGGAUCAAAACAUA
Haemonchus placei is the source of this 2376-nucleotide messenger RNA. NCBI's taxonomy places the organism in Eukaryota, Metazoa, Nematoda, Chromadorea, Rhabditida, Trichostrongylidae. The record is from the annotation of a GenBank genome assembly.